Salvelinus namaycush (lake trout) is the source of this 1135-nucleotide messenger RNA. RefSeq names its product lysozyme g-like. Gene Ontology annotation, cellular component: extracellular region. The transcript is spliced from 4 exons. Bases 303 to 770 code for a protein of 155 amino acids. Gene Ontology annotation, biological process: peptidoglycan catabolic process; defense response to Gram-positive bacterium. The record is from RefSeq and is a predicted model, not a curated record. Gene Ontology annotation, molecular function: lysozyme activity. Lineage: Eukaryota; Metazoa; Chordata; Actinopteri; Salmoniformes; Salmonidae.
UUGCAGAGUUACUCCUUUCUUUUCUCUGUCUCGUCAUAGCGACUACCAAUCUGACACCAUGUUAUGUUUGUUCCUUAUAUAAUGACAAACCGGGGCGUAGGUUUAACUACUUUUAAUGAACAUAUACUUGAGCUAGAAAACUCCAUGUUUAGCCAUGCAAGGCAUUCUUUAACCAACUCCCGCGCCCGCAUAGCCUGCUGGUUAAGGUAGUCUAAAUGUUAUUAACACAUAACAACACAAGCACUUGAGUUUUAGUUUAUACAUUUUGAGGAAUCUCCAGUUUCAAGAAUCAAAACAUAAACAUGGGAUCUCACGAAAUGGCAGAAGAACUGAAACACAUGAACAAGUAUAAGUCCAUCAUAAAGCGGGUGGGGCGAAACCAUGGAGUGGCGCCAUCCGUCAUAGCUGGUAUCAUCUCACGAGAGACCAGGGCUGGGACAGGAGCAGGACUGGACAAUGGUUGGGGGGACAAUGGAAAUGCAUUUGGACUCAUGCAGGUUGACAAAAACUAUCACCGUCCACGGGGGAGAUGGGACAGUGAGGAACAUCUGAGUCAAGCAACUGGGAUUCUCGUUGAUAUAAUCGGAUCGGUCCAGAAAAAAUUCCCUUCAUGGACCGAAGAGCAGCAGCUGAGAGGAGGAUUAGCAGCGUACAAUAUGGGGCUGGAUAAUGUCCACUCAUACAGCGAAGUGGACAAGAAGACCACUGGGGGGGACUACUCCAAGGAUGUUCUUGCCAGAGCUCAAUUUUACAAAAGCAAUGAUUAUUAAAGUCAACUCAGUGGUUACCUCCAAGUCUUCAAUUAAGACCAUUGUGAAGAAAAUGACAUAGUAGAGGAUAUCUCAUUGAAACUUAGGCUGAUGUUUAAUUGUUAAUUAUGAUCCAUUAAUCCAGUUUUUACCAAUCCUUGUCCUAUGGUGCACAUUUUUCUUUUGGCCUAGCAGUAACACACUUGAGUCAACUCAUCAUCAAACUUUAAGUUGGGAAGCACAGAUUUAUAACGUUCUAGUUCAUGUGAUUUUCCAAUGUAAUGAGAAAUGUUUCUGACCUAUUUGUGCUCCCUGCGAUUGUCUUCCACCAUCACUAUGUAUUGAAAUAACAUGACAAGCUACAACCUUAAAAAUUAAACGUAUGA